AUGCAGCACCUCCUGCCCCUCGCUGCUAUCCUUCUUCUGUCCAUCAUUCCCGUAGAAGCUGAAGUGGUGGCAUCAGUGGAACACUGUAAUGAGUUUUUUCUUCAGCAAACUCCACCACAGAUCCCGGGAAUUUUGGAGGGAGGGAUCAUCCAGGACAAGACCAGAUACAAAUGGAUUUGUCAGACUUAUAAGAACCGCAAAACAUUUGUGACGCUCUACGACACCCACAACAAGAUCCCAGUUUUUUCUGCUGCACAGUACAGAGGAGAAGAUGGAGAAAUAAUAGUCAAAAGACCCAAAUGGAUGAUUGAACCACAGCUUGAAAACAUGCUAGACAACCGCAAUAUGAGAGGAUCAAACGAGAACACCAUCUAUGAGCACCAGGCUGAAAAUGAAAAUUAUAAAAAUGGCUUGAAUUUUACCAGAGGACACUUAUUUCCAAGGUCUUACGGAUCCAAUUAUAUUGAACAAAGGUCUACUUUUACCAUGACUAACAUUGUUCCGCAAAAAGAUAAAUUCAACCAUGGAAGCUGGAACAAAAUGGAGAAAUGUGUAAAAUGUGUUUUUAAUAAUCACUGCAAAAAUGAGGAGACCUUUGUAGUAAUAGGAGCAAAGCCCAGCGACAGUCGUCUCAACCAUUUGAUCAAUAUUCCUUCAGUGCUCUGGUCAGCUUUCUGCUGCUACAGUGAGAAACAGGGCAGGUGGCUGGCAAGUGCACACUGGGGCAAGAACAACAGGAAUGGUCCUAAAUAUCUGCUGACAAGGACCUUGGCAGACCUCAAAAAAACCCUGAGAAUUGAACCAUUUCCUCAAAAAGAAUGCCCUCUUGAUACAACGGUCUCUCACUUGUACUCAGACCUUUCCUCUAACUGCAAUUGCUCACCCACAUCUGUUCCUUUUACAAACACCUCUACUCCUUCAGAUUCGUCACCUGUGAAAGUUUCUCUUGGAAAACGUCCCACACCCAAAGGGAAACGUUUCCUUUCCAAAUCACAGAUAAAGAUCACAGAAUUUGUUAAGAAUGAGAAACUGAACAGCGUGAGAGAUGUGAAGGUUAAACUGAAAAGUGUUUUUGAACAGCUAAAACCAAAUGCAUAAAAAAUCAUGAAUUCAAAUACUGAGCGAGUUUUAGAUCAGCAUUCUUCAGCAUGUAAGCUUUAAUCAUAACAAAGUUGUUAUAAACAACUGCAGCUUUCUUUAGCUUAGUUAGCAUGUGAGCAUCAUGUAGCUUCUCACAUAAUAAACACAAGCAUUGCCUCAUUAUUACAUGUCUCAUAUUUACAUACACUGCCAUAAAAUUAUGUUUUGUACCAUCAUUUAAACAUUAUUGUGAAAUGGAAGAGAUUAUGUCACGCUGAUAUUUUCUUUCUUAUACUCUCUGAACACACAGUUACCAUGUUACACAUCACAAAGCAAACCUACCUCACUGGGUAAGUUUGAAGCUGCAUUAAGGAAACUGGGAGAAACAACUCAGGCCUGAGUAAAAACCUCCAGGUUCCUCACGCUCCUGAAAAAGUGUAGAAGUUAAAACAGAGAUGCAAACAGAGAAUAUAUAACAAUUAUAUAACAAAAUGAGACUUCCUCCUUCUUGACCUCUUUGAAAGCUAUGAAUUAAACAUGAAACAAAAAAACGGUUCUUAAAUUUGUUAUAGACUGUUAUUGUGUCUAUGAUCUCUAAAAUCAGAUGAUCAUGUUCACAACUUGCAGGUUGGACGAAUUAUAUCCAGUAUUGUUAGUACUUUAUUUAUCAGUUUAACUAUCUACAUAUAUUUACAAAUGAUGUGAAAGAAGAGCUAAAAUAAACUUUAAUACAGUAGCAAUGUUAUUUGUAAAGUUCUUGCCCUGCUGUGGUUUGUAUAUUCUAGCUGUGUGUCACUUUACUUUGUUACAUAUCAGGUGAAACACUUCUGCAAAUGAUGCACUUGGAAAUUCACUCCGAGCUCCUCCAACGAGCCUCUCCUCUCUUUGUUCAACCCCGUUAUUCUUUUUUUUCCAGAGAUUGUUUUGGAUAUCUUGUUGUUUGAGGCACAAAUUACUAAAGUUUUUGAGGCAAAAUUUUCCAUUUAUGAUAUUCAACUGUAUUAAUAAAUUUCACUUGAGUUGUUAAA
Messenger RNA from Oreochromis aureus, 2108 nucleotides. Its product is annotated as endonuclease domain-containing 1 protein-like. Gene Ontology annotation, molecular function: hydrolase activity; metal ion binding; nucleic acid binding. Bases 1 to 1098 code for a protein of 365 amino acids. Lineage: Eukaryota; Metazoa; Chordata; Actinopteri; Cichliformes; Cichlidae. The transcript has 2 exons. The record is from RefSeq and is a predicted model, not a curated record.